GACCGGGCAGGCACCGCACCGUGGCAGCGCGCCCCACCCGAAGCCGCAGCCAACGUUGGAGGACUGGAAGGUCACGGGCUCACGGACUCGACCAACGGUCUCGAACGAACACCCAGACCACCACCACCAAAUAGCGCCAGAGGCUCAGAGCAGAGGGCACGCCGCACGCCCCUGCCCUGCGUAGUGCGCUGCGCGGCCGGCAUUGCUCGAGGGCAGCGAGAGAGCAGGCCGGGAAGCGUCGUGUGGCACGACCCCACGAGCGGAGCAGGCGCAGGCGGAGCAAUGGGAGGAGGUUCGCGGCCGGGUGCGAUCCUUCUCGCGCUGGCGGCGCUCUGCUCCCUCCUCGCGCAGCCGCAGCCGUCGCGCGCAUUCUUCUUCGGCGUGCGCACCGCGUUCCAGCAGCCCCGCGGCCGCUGCGAGCGCGAGGAGAAGGUGCCCAUGACCGUGGUUGUCCCGGACCUCUCGCCGCGCCCGGCGCCGCUUGGCCCCUCGCCCUCGGCGUCGCCGGCUCCCGCGCCCGCGCCGGUGCGUGGCUCCGACGGCGGCGACGAGGACGGCACGCCGAGGCUGCCGUCCGAGCGGCGGAGCCCGCGGGGCGCGCCCUCGUCGGGCGACCGCAGCGCGGCCGCGCAGGCGCCGGCCGGGGCGGCCAGCGCCGACUUCAUCAGCAGCAGCCCCGCCGUGCCGCUCCCCGCCGGCGUCACCGACUCUGCUACCGUCCUGCCCAUGCCCACCCCUGGGCAGCAACGCCGGGACGACGUGGGGAUGGGCGCCCUGCAACUCCAGGUCAGGGCGGUGCAGCUCGCCGUUCCUCUUCUCAUGAUGCUGUCUUUCAUGGCUCUGUGGUGGUAGACUGAUAGUGGUUUUGCUUCUGUAAUCGCUAGUGCUUUCUCUCUGUAGGCUGUAGCCUGUUCUAAGAUUCCUUGAUUGCCAUCUAGUACUUCCCAUCUGUAAACAAGGUCACCAUGCUUGCUAAUUUUUGAGUUCAUGCCUUAUACAUGCGUCGAUGAGAACUCCUUCCAGCUCACCAGUUCUCUGACUCUCCUCAUUCUACUGUAUUUCAUUUUCACCGGCUGCAGCAGCAACAUGAA
Messenger RNA from Panicum hallii, 1091 nucleotides. RefSeq names its product mucin-1-like. The transcript has 3 exons. The coding region runs from base 283 to 852 and encodes 189 amino acids. The record is from RefSeq and is a predicted model, not a curated record. NCBI's taxonomy places the organism in Eukaryota, Viridiplantae, Streptophyta, Magnoliopsida, Poales, Poaceae.